Molecule: messenger RNA, 2000 nt
Organism: Oryzias latipes (Japanese medaka)
Lineage: Eukaryota; Metazoa; Chordata; Actinopteri; Beloniformes; Adrianichthyidae
Product: proteinase-activated receptor 2
Biological process (GO): thrombin-activated receptor signaling pathway; blood coagulation; positive regulation of Rho protein signal transduction
Cellular component (GO): plasma membrane
Molecular function (GO): thrombin-activated receptor activity
Source: RefSeq, a predicted model, not a curated record
AGGGUCUCCCCGACAAGAGGAAACGUGAAGACGCACGCGCGCCCAGAGGAAUUACCUGUGAAACAUGGAGUCCGUGCGGAUCCUAGGAGCCGUGCUGCUGCUUUUCUGCUGCUUUUAUGUGGGAGAAUCCAAAAACUCUCGAACAUUUAUAGCGCAGGAAGACCCUAACAACUCGGGUCUUUAUAUCACGAGUGCAGAAGCUGUGAAGACUCUGAAGAGUCCCCUGACCACCGUUUUCUUCCCGAUGAUCUACAUCCUGGUGUUUGUGGUGGGACUUCCCGCAAAUGGAAUGGCUAUAUGGGUGUUCCUCUUCAGGACCCAGAAGAAGCACCCUUCUUCGAUCUACAUGGCCAACCUGGCUCUGGCUGACCUUCUCUUCGUCAUCUGGCUGCCUCUGAAAAUUUCGUACCACCUAAAUGGCAACGACUGGACCUAUGGAGAGCCGAUGUGCAAAGUCCUUAUCAGCUUCUUCUACGGGAACAUGUACUGCUCCGUGCUGUUCAUCACAUGCCUCAGCGUGCAAAGAUACUGGGUUGUUGCACACCCUCUGUCCAUGCAAAGGAAGAACAACAAAAUUGCGAUUGGCAUCUCUCUGGCCAUUUGGGCUUUUAUUUGGCUAACUACCACGCCUCUAUACCUGUACGACCACACGGUGAAGCUCAAGGAUCCCAACGUGACCACUUGCCAUGAUGUGAGCAUCAUUAAAGACGCCGAAUACCCGUUCGGCUCCAUCCAGCUCCAGUUCUACUACUUCAUCUUCAUGGGUCUGGUAGUGUUCCUUGUCCCAUGUGUGGUGAUCAUUGCGGCCUACAUCCUUCUACUGAAAACAUUGGGGGGCGCCAAGGAGGAGAACGCUACAUCAAAGAACCGACACAAAGUAGUUGUGCUGAUUGUGAUCGUCCUGGUGACGUUCCUGGUCUGUUUCAUCCCCAGCAACAUCAUGCUGGUGUUGCAUUAUUCCCUUCUGAAAGACGGGAUGGCAGAAAAUAGUUACAGCUUCUACAUUACCACCCUGUGCCUGUCGAGCCUCAACAGCUGCCUGGACCCAUUCAUCUACUACUUUGUGUCGGAGGACUUCAGGAACCACGUGAAGAACACGCUGCUCUGCAGGAGCAGCCGGACUGUGGAGAGAAUGAGAGUAUCCUUUAGCUCCAUGAAAUACUCCAAAAAGAGCAAGGCGUAUGUGUCGGAUUCGGGAACCACGCAGACCAGCACCUUGUAGCACGAAACCCUUGUUGUCACGUUAACCCUCUAAUACCUAAGCUGUUGCUAGCGACAGCAAAGUAACACAUGUUCCUUGAACUAGCGUAACUCUUUGACCAUGUACACAAUAGAUGUAAUUCUAACAGAUUCUGAUGCUGAGAAAAGCGACUAUAUGCAAAACUUUGUUAGUACAGUUAGCGGUUUACGUUAAUUGUGUAAUUGUAACAUAUCACAAUCCAUUGGAGUUGCCUAUAUAAUGCUUUUCUUGAGCCUUUCAGAGUAAACUAUAUUCUUAUAUAUGAUAAUAUAUGACCCAUAGCACACUAAAGAAUGUUUUUUUAAUGACAUAUUAGUUAUUUUCACAGUUCAAUUGUUGACACUGCAUGGUAUAGGCCCUUUGCAUAAACGGUUAAAAAGUUACGAUAGCUCAACGAACGUCAACACUAAAGCCAACGCUCAGGUGUUAAUAGAUUAACAAAGUUAGACUUACAAAAUGUGAAAAAAACUGUGGUUAAUAAUAAAAAAACCUCAACUAUUGUUGUUAAAUAUGUAUUUUAUAUUGUACAUAAUGGUGGGGAACGUCUGUCCAAGGCCGGGGUUUGGUGCCAUUCACGAAAGCAACUUAACAAUUAUGUAAUGUUUGAUGAUGACGCUAAUGCUAACUAGUUAGCAUGUUUAAGAUGAGUUGUGCAACACUGUUUUUAUUUUUUUAUGGUUUCUCUGUAUUUUUUACAGCUACUAAAAUGUUACAUAUUUUUUUAUAAAUAAAAGCGACAGAAGGAAAUAUCUGUGAAAGU